This is a messenger RNA of Emiliania huxleyi CCMP1516, 1080 nucleotides long. RefSeq lists its product as hypothetical. Gene Ontology annotation, molecular function: L-ascorbic acid binding; iron ion binding; procollagen-proline 4-dioxygenase activity. Gene Ontology annotation, cellular component: endoplasmic reticulum. The record is from RefSeq and is a predicted model, not a curated record. Lineage: Eukaryota; Haptophyta; Isochrysidales; Noelaerhabdaceae. The coding region runs from base 1 to 1080 and encodes 359 amino acids. Gene Ontology annotation, biological process: peptidyl-proline hydroxylation to 4-hydroxy-L-proline. The transcript has a single exon.
AUGCCCGCAAAGCUGCUGCCGCCGCGUGUCUACGAGCGGUCUCCCUGGCGGCUGCCGGUCUUCGAUGACAUCGCUCGCACGGCACGCAUAGAGCGCGUCGACAUCUUUGGCGACGGGACCGCGUUCAUUCUCCGCAACGUCCUCAGCCCCGCAGAGUGCGAGCGCUACAUUGCCGCCGCAACAGAGAUAGGCAUGGCCUCGGUGCAGGCGGACGGCUACGAGCGGCGAGUGCGCGUGUGCAGCCGUGUCGCGGCCUCCUCCGAGCCUCUCGCUGCCCUCCUCUACGCUCGGAUCGCGCCCUUUCUCGCGCGCGACGUCGACCUCUUGUCGGCCGACCACAGCACGCGCCCAAAAGGUAUCCCGGCGGACCGGACACGCGCCGUGUGGAGGCCACACGGCCUGAAUGAGAUGUUCCGCAUCUGCAGCUACAGUCCCGGGGGCCAUUUCGCUCCACACCUCGACGGCGGCCAUGUCCGCUCGCCCUCGGACGCGUCGCUGCAGACGUUCAUGCUCUACCUGAACGACAGCUUUACCGGAGGCAGCACUCGCUUCUUUGACGACUCGCAGGCCGCCUACCGCUCGCCCGAUGCGCGCAAGGUGAUUUUCACGUACGUUCCACGCCGCGGCGACGCGCUUAUCUUCAACAGCGAACUCCUGCACGACGGCGAGGCUCUGCUCACCGGACACAAGUUCAUCAUGCGCUCCGAGGUCAUGUACACGUGGCAACGCACGGCGGCAGAGGCCGCCCUUGGCCACCUCUUUGACGCGCUGGGUGGAAGCGGCGCCGCUUCCGGUGUGGAGCAGACGGUGGCUGCAGUGAACGAGGGCCGCGUGGCGACGCUGCUGGUGAGCGACGGGGUGGCCCGGCGGGGAGCCGUGGCGUGGCUGUGCGAGCAGUGUUACCGCGGUCGUGCGGAGCUCGUGGCAGUUCCGGUCACGGCGCUCGCCGGGGCGGGAAAGCAGUUCCUAUUUGGCCUCGAAGGGGUGGGUGCUCUUCUGAGUCCUGACGCAUCCUCUUGCGUGGCGUCGUCGCGUGAUGGCGGCGGCAUUGCGGGUACAGGAGCAGCCACAGUACACUAG